GCAGUUCGCAGGGUUGCUGUUUUGAGGGGUCAUCGCAGUUUGAUUGCAUUUUGGAUCAGCAUGGACGAAAAGAGGCGGAUGGGGCCUUCGAAACGUGAUGUUGUGGUGUAGUGCGAGUGUUCGUCGAUGCGGCUCUAAGUUGGCCGCGCCAUAGAAGAUGCCGUGAUGGCAAGAGAGGAGUCCCGCGGAAAGAGACCCUUCAAAUUAUGGGACGGACGUCGUAGCGUUCGCAAGGGGUUGGUGGUGGGCAGUCUCGAUGAGCUAGUGCAGAGGGGUAGAGACAAGCUAGGAGUAUCGUUGGGCGAGCCUGUAAGGGUAGUUCUAGAGAGCGACGGAACCCAGGUAGAGGACGGGGAGUACUUUAGGACCCUACCCGCCAACUCCGUACUCCUUCUGCUCAGACCUGGGGAACGGUGGCUGCCCGCUGGCGUUGAUGUCAUUAAAGCAGUAGCAAUCAGCGCAAUCCCAAAGAUCGUAUGCGAAACGAUACACGCACUCGAGUUGCACGAUGAGCAGCCCUCCUGGAAGAUCAUGGACAACAAGGGCCGGGUCACCGUCGUUUUGCACUGGGACCAACGAUCUGGUCCCUCCAGGGCUUCCUCGGAGGCCCCCUCGCCCGCCCCUGGGAAAUUCUCUCCAAGUAAGCGACCGCCCCUCGUCAUCCAAACCUCGGCCGGCCAGAACGGCCUGCCGAAGAAAGAAACUGUCAUCAACGACGUCUACGUUCCAGGUCCACAGCAGGUGCGCUAUACCAGUCCCCAGAUCACUGUGAUAAACCACGACGACGUCAGGUCAGCGCACAGGCUGUCCAAACAGGGCACUUCGCUGGAGGGCGCCACCAUCCACGUGCACACCCCCGAGUGCGCGCACCAUGUGCACCUGCCACGCGCAGGUAGUCCUCAGAGCAACGGGGUUGAGUGCGACUUCCACUGCUGCGCUCUGCACGAGGAGGGCAGGAAGAUUGCGGUGCACAAGUCGGUGGCGACGUCGCCGAUCCAGGACGCCCAACAGCAGACUUCUCCGCAACCACCGACCUCUAGACACGUGCGUUUUUUAGACGUUGAAGGUGGCGGCCGAAACGGCGGGCAUGACAAGAACAAUGUGCAGUCCGAACACGAGAGUUCUGAAAGCGAAACUGAGAACACCGUGAUGGAGGACGAAGCCGUCACCUCAGAAAAGUUCCUGCUGUUAAUCGAUCAACUUAGUGUAGAACAGAAACGUCACCUGAGCAUCAAAGAUAUCGGUAUAAUCUUAGAGAGACUUAGUUCGAAGAUCCUGGAUGUGGAACGUCUAGACCGCGAAAGUGAAAGUGACGAUUGUUACAAUUGGACUAUAAAGGCGACCAUACGCGGCGACGUCCUCAGGGAGCUGGGCGUCAUCUACAACGGCAACUAUUACGCAAUAUCCGAGCACCCCGGCUACAAGGAGGAGAACGAGGGGGUUGUGGAGGAGGCAGAGGAAGAGGAGGAGGAGGAGGACCGGCUGUGAGAUUACAGACUGCCAUUUUCUUUGUCAUAAGCACAAAAAUCAAGACUAUAAUAAUACAGGUGUGGUAUUUAUUCACAUAUCGCGAUCAUGUCGACGUUUUUCGGAGUUCCACAAGGGACCCUUCGUGGCCUACGACGGUCGACCGACGAAGAGGCGAACCUACCAAUAUUCGUGUUUUUGGUCUUCCUACAUGCGAACUGAGACAGUCUAAAGACGGUUGUUCACACAUACACACCUGUUUUAUGUAGGAUAAUGUUGAACCUGGACGUAAUUUGUUAAUGGUAACAAAACUGUUCGCUUUUAUGGUUGUUGUGUGAGUCCGGGCCAUGGUGACUUACAAAAGAAGUUCGGUGCGUUCUUGUAGCGUCGGACUGUCGUUCGAUUGUCGUGCUGUUUUGUAUAAACAAGGCGAUUUUCCAUUUUUCCUUUAACUAAUAGACUAUGAACUAUAACAAAUUGACAUUAAUUCAUAGGUGUGUUAUCACAAUGCUGGAUCAUUGCAGAAUGAAGAUCUGGUAACACAAAAUUCACUGUUCGUAUUUCUGUUCUUUUUGCGACUCGACAAGAAGGUUUGUCGAUGAUAGAGCGAUCUUAGCGAAUAACAUGUUUCAAUUUCAUACGUUUUAAUUAAUUGUCUGCUAUGUAGUGAAUUUCAAAGUUUUCUCGCUGUUAAAACCAUAUUCAGGGUGUUAGUGAAUAAGUGCAACAAACUUCAGAGCAGAGGGUGACUCUCCAUGAAAAAAAAAUGGAAAGUUUACUAAAUAAUUUUCAUUCGCAAAUGAUUCGUAUUCCGUCAAAGGUUUUCUUAAAAACCGAUGAUUCACUUAUUGCUCUGAAACCGAUAGAUAUUCAAAUGGAAUUUGAUGAAUAGUUAUUGUGAAAAUUUAUUAAAAUGCAAUUGAAAACUUUAUGUUCAU
This is a messenger RNA of Harmonia axyridis, 2405 nucleotides long. RefSeq lists its product as uncharacterized. Bases 166 to 1488 code for a protein of 440 amino acids. The record is from RefSeq and is a predicted model, not a curated record. Lineage: Eukaryota; Metazoa; Arthropoda; Insecta; Coleoptera; Coccinellidae. The transcript has 4 exons. Gene Ontology annotation, biological process: apoptotic process; regulation of apoptotic process.